AUGAGCAAAGUCCAGCUAGACGACCUCACUCCCAACAACUUGGGCAUGCUCAAACGCAUCAACUCGGUCGUCCUGCCCACGUCGUACACCGACUCCUUCUACACCGAGGCCCUGACGGUGGGCCAGCUGGCCAAACUUGCCUACUACAACGAGAUCCCCGUUGGAGCGAUCCGAUGCUGCCUCGAGGUGGCCCCCGAACACACCAAGCCGUCGCGAAUCUACAUCAUGACCAUCGCCGUGCUGUCACCUUACCGGGAAAACGGCAUUGGAGGCAUGCUGCUGGAUCACAUUGAGCGGUACGCGGCCGAGACCUUUGUUCCGGAAUUGAGCGUCCAUGCUCUGACCGACGACACGGAGGUGAUUGAGUGGUACAAGAAGCGAGGCUUUGAGAUUGUCGACGAGGUCAAGGGUUACUACAAGCGCCUGACCCCGGCCAAGGAUGCCUAUCUCAUGGUCAAGAAGCUGAAGAAGGACCAGUAG
Yarrowia lipolytica CLIB122 is the source of this 480-nucleotide messenger RNA. RefSeq lists its product as uncharacterized. Lineage: Eukaryota; Fungi; Ascomycota; Dipodascomycetes; Dipodascales. Gene Ontology annotation, biological process: mitotic sister chromatid cohesion. Gene Ontology annotation, molecular function: N-acetyltransferase activity. The record is from RefSeq and is a predicted model, not a curated record. Gene Ontology annotation, cellular component: NatA complex.